AUGGCCAUGCAUUUACGAAUUAUGGAUCCGCAUUCGUCAUUGUUCAAUCGCAUUAUUAGUAUAAACAUCCUCUAAUAAUGCUACGAACGACAAAAAAAAAAAGAGAGAGAUAGAUCAUGAUCUGCGUUUGAGAAUUGAGCCCUAACGCGAAACGGUUAAGGGAGAGAGGCGGAGUUUCUGUUUCCGUGCAAUGGCUUCUUCCCCCGACGCUGCUCCGUCGCCGUCCGAUUCAUCUCCGCCGUCUCCUCCUUCCAACUCUUCCUCUCCGCCGUCUCCUUUCCCUCCCAAAGGCGGUUCCUCUCCGUCACCGGACUCCUCCCCUCCCGCUCCGCCACAAGCUCCGCCGCCGGCGAACUCCUCGUCCGGAAAUUCCCCUCCUUCCCCUCCUCAAGGCGGCGGCCGAGAUCGGAACGAUUCCCCACCUUCCCGCGGCUCUCCUCCUUCUCCCCCGGCUAGAUCUGGAGACACCGGAAGAUCUUCACCCUCCGGCGACAAUGGAGGUUCACGCUCUCCGGAAUCUCCCUCCUCCUCCGGCGGCAGCGGGGUAAAUGGGAAGAUCAUAGCAGGUGUAGUGGUUGGAGCCGGGAUUUUGAUGUUGGUGGUUCUAAUUGUCUGUCUUCGACGGAGAAAGAAGAGAAAAGACGAUUCUUUCUACGGUGAUUCCAUGAAAGGAAACCUGUAUCAGUAUAACUAUGGAAGAUCAGAAUACAACAACAAUGGCGGCUCAAAGAACUAUCAGAAUUGGCAACAACCCUCCCCUUACCAGCCUCCACCUGCUCCGCAAAUCCACACCAAUGGAGAAGACUCAUUGUAUUCCGGCCCGUCUCGACCGGUAUUACCCCCUCCUUCCCCAAACCUCGCCCUCGGCUUCAACAAGAGCACGUUUUCUUACCAAGAACUCGAGGCCGCGACUGGUGGAUUCGCGGAUUCUAAUCUUCUGGGGCAAGGCGGGUUUGGGUAUGUUCACAAGGGUGUUUUGCCCGACGGGAAAGAGAUUGCAGUCAAGAGUUUGAAAUCGGGAAGUGGACAAGGAGAGAGGGAGUUUCAGGCGGAGGUCGACAUCAUUAGCCGUGUUCAUCAUCGGUAUCUUGUUUCAUUGGUCGGAUACUGCAUUGCAGAUGGACAGAGGAUGUUGGUCUACGAGUUUGUCCCCAACAACACUUUGGAACAUCAUCUCCAUGGAAAGAAUCUUCCGGUCAUGGAUUUCUCCACGAGGAUGCGUAUUGCCAUGGGUUCUGCGAAAGGGCUCGCUUACCUUCAUGAAGACUGCCAUCCUCGGAUCAUUCACCGUGAUAUCAAAUCUGCCAACAUUCUUUUGGACUUCAACUUCGAUGCAAUGGUGGCUGAUUUCGGAUUGGCUAAGUUAACUUCUGAUAACAAUACUCAUGUAUCUACUCGUGUCAUGGGAACGUUCGGGUAUCUCGCCCCAGAGUAUGCAUCGAGCGGAAAACUGACCGAGAAAUCAGAUGUUUUCUCGUUCGGAGUCAUGUUGAUGGAACUCAUUACCGGGAAACGACCUGUCGAUAACUUCGGCACCAUGGAAGACAGCUUAGUAGACUGGGCUCGACCCGUCAUGGCUCGAGCACUCGAAGACGGAAACUUCGACGAACUAUCGGAUCCACGGCUCGAAGGCAGCUACAACAGGCAAGAGAUGGUCCGAAUGGUGACCUGCGCCGCCGCCAGUAUUCGCCAUUCUGCACGUAAACGCCCCAAGAUGAGCCAGAUAGUACGAGCAUUAGAAGGAGAAGUGUCACUAGAUGACUUGAGUGAAGGAGUGAAGCCAGGGCACAGCAACGUGUACGGAUCAGGGACGAGUUCUGAGUACAGUCAGACAGCUUACCAAGCCGACAUGAAGAAGUUCAGACAGAUGGCUCUGUCGAGCCAAGAGUUCAUGAACAGCGAUGGCUCGAGCCAUGACUCCGAGGAGAUGGGUCCCACUGGAAACCCUAAAAGCCCAAACAAAUAAUACACCCUUUUGUCAAAAUGUCAUUUUAAUGCAUGGUCUCUCUCGUGUUUGAUAAAUUCGAUUUGUACUUUUGAUUGGGUUUCUCAUUUUAGAUUUCCUUUCAAUUAUACAUCUUUUUUUUUGUCAAAUUUGAGGAAUACUAUAGAUCCGAGAAUCA
Tarenaya hassleriana is the source of this 2123-nucleotide messenger RNA. Its product is annotated as proline-rich receptor-like protein kinase PERK4. Gene Ontology annotation, biological process: protein phosphorylation. NCBI's taxonomy places the organism in Eukaryota, Viridiplantae, Streptophyta, Magnoliopsida, Brassicales, Cleomaceae. The coding region runs from base 191 to 1966 and encodes 591 amino acids. Gene Ontology annotation, molecular function: protein kinase activity; ATP binding. The transcript has 9 exons. The record is from RefSeq and is a predicted model, not a curated record.